This is a messenger RNA of Parascedosporium putredinis, 708 nucleotides long. The record is from the annotation of a GenBank genome assembly. Lineage: Eukaryota; Fungi; Ascomycota; Sordariomycetes; Microascales; Microascaceae.
AUGGAUAAUCUCUUGAGUCUUCUCAAUGGCGUAUUCCGGGCUAUGAAGGCAUACUACCUUGAGGAUUCCAUCAUAACCCAGACGAUCACGGAGCUUCUCCACCUCGUUGGCGUGACUGCAUUUAAUGACCUCCUCAUGCGGAGAAACUUCCUUUCUUGGAAACGAGGGCUCCAGAUCAAUUACAAUAUUACCCGUAUUGAAGAAUGGUGCAAAAGCCACGAUAUGCCGGCCGGUACUCUGCAGCUGGAACACCUUAUGCAAGCAACGAAGCUUCUACAAUUGAAGAAGGCGACUCUGAACGACAUCGAAAUCAUUCAAGAUAUCUGUUGGAUGCUUUCGCCCAAUCAAAUCCAGAAACUCCUUAAUCAGUAUCUUGUUGCGGAUUAUGAGCAGCCUAUCAAUGGUGAAAUUAUGAAAGCCGUUGCCUCGAAGGUUUCAGAAAAGAAUGACACUCUUCUUCUUCCGGCUGUCGAUCUAGAGGACAGCGGGCCGUACGAGAUUGCGGAGCCUCGGGUCAUCACGGCCCUGGAAACAUAUACACCAUCUUGGCUGCAAACUCCCAGGCUCAAACGUUUAGCGGAGAUUGUGUCAGCUCAGGCCCUCGCUCAGCAAGAACGUCUUGAAUACGGUGAUGAAGACGGUGAGUAUGCGGAGCACAAUUCGGAAACCAUGUCCACAGUAGACGAGGGAGAUGUGGUCCCCGUGUAA